Molecule: messenger RNA, 9874 nt
Organism: Nyctereutes procyonoides (raccoon dog)
Lineage: Eukaryota; Metazoa; Chordata; Mammalia; Carnivora; Canidae
Gene: KIF3B
Product: kinesin family member 3B
Exons: 9
Coding region: 178-2421 (747 amino acids)
Biological process (GO): microtubule-based movement
Molecular function (GO): microtubule motor activity; microtubule binding; ATP binding
Source: RefSeq, a predicted model, not a curated record
CGCCGUCUCUCCCCAUCCGGGGCAGCGGGGAAUGGCUGAGCCCGGGGCUUGCCGCCGCCCCCGCCGCCGCCGCCGCCGCCGCCGCCGCCGCCCGCUGUCGGCUCGCGCCGCAGGACCUUAGCAUCCUGAGACAUUUUGGAUUCCUAGCCCUCAAGGUUGACCCGGUCAGAGUUCAUCAUGUCAAAGUUAAAAAGCUCAGAGUCAGUCAGGGUGGUGGUUCGCUGUCGGCCCAUGAAUGGCAAGGAAAAGGCUGCUUCAUAUGAUAAGGUGGUAGAUGUGGAUGUGAAGCUGGGGCAGGUGUCAGUGAAGAACCCCAAAGGAGUGGCCCAUGAAAUGCCCAAGACCUUCACCUUUGAUGCAGUGUACGACUGGAAUGCCAAGCAGUUUGAACUCUACGAUGAGACGUUCCGACCACUUGUGGACUCUGUCCUGCAGGGUUUCAAUGGGACAAUUUUUGCCUAUGGACAAACUGGGACUGGGAAAACCUACACGAUGGAAGGAGUCCGUGGUGACCCUGAGAAAAGAGGAGUCAUCCCUAACUCAUUUGACCACAUCUUCACCCAUAUCUCUCGAUCCCAGAAUCAACAGUACCUUGUCAGGGCUUCUUACUUAGAGAUCUACCAGGAAGAGAUCCGAGAUCUGCUCUCAAAGGAUCAGACCAAAAGGCUUGAGCUCAAAGAGAGGCCUGACACUGGAGUGUAUGUGAAAGACCUGUCCUCCUUUGUCACCAAGAGUGUGAAGGAAAUAGAGCAUGUGAUGAACGUGGGGAACCAGAACCGCUCGGUUGGUGCUACCAACAUGAACGAGCACAGCUCACGCUCUCAUGCAAUUUUUGUGAUCACCAUUGAGUGCAGUGAGGUGGGCCUUGAUGGGGAAAAUCAUAUCCGUGUAGGGAAAUUGAACCUUGUGGAUCUCGCUGGCAGCGAACGGCAAGCCAAGACUGGUGCACAAGGAGAGAGACUCAAGGAAGCGACCAAGAUCAAUCUGUCCCUCUCAGCCUUAGGUAAUGUCAUCUCUGCCCUGGUGGACGGCAAAAGCACUCACAUUCCUUAUCGGGACUCAAAGCUGACCAGGCUCCUCCAAGAUUCUCUUGGUGGCAAUGCUAAAACUGUGAUGGUAGCCAACGUGGGACCUGCCUCAUACAAUGUAGAAGAGACUCUGACCACUCUGAGAUAUGCCAACCGUGCCAAAAACAUUAAGAACAAGCCAAGGGUCAAUGAGGACCCAAAAGAUGCCCUCCUUCGAGAAUUCCAGGAGGAGAUUGCUCGGCUCAAGGCCCAGCUGGAAAAACGAUCCAUUGGCAGGAGGAAGAGGCGAGAGAAGCGGAGGGAAGGUGGUGGCAGUGGUGGGGGCGGGGAGGAGGAGGAGGAGGAGGGAGAAGAGGGUGAGGAGGAAGGGGAUGAUAAGGAUGAUUACUGGCGGGAACAGCAAGAAAAACUGGAGAUUGAGAAGCGGGCCAUUGUAGAGGACCACAGCUUGGUUGCAGAGGAGAAGAUGAGGCUGCUGAAGGAGAAGGAGAAGAAGAUGGAGGACCUGCGGCGGGAGAAGGAUGCUGCUGAGAUGCUGGGUGCCAAAAUCAAGGCCAUGGAGAGUAAGCUACUGGUCGGAGGAAAAAAUAUAGUAGAUCACACAAACGAACAGCAGAAAAUCCUGGAGCAGAAACGGCAGGAAAUCGCAGAGCAGAAACGUCGAGAAAGAGAAAUCCAGCAACAGAUGGAAAGCAGAGAUGAGGAGACCUUGGAACUUAAAGAGACAUACAGCUCAUUGCAGCAAGAGGUGGACAUCAAGACCAAAAAACUCAAGAAGCUCUUCUCCAAGCUUCAGGCAGUGAAGGCAGAGAUCCAUGACCUCCAAGAGGAGCACAUCAAGGAGCGCCAAGAGCUGGAGCAGACUCAGAACGAACUCACAAGGGAGCUGAAACUUAAGCAUCUUAUUAUAGAAAACUUCAUCCCUUUGGAAGAAAAAAGUAAAAUUAUGAAUAGAUCCUUCUUUGAUGAAGAGGAAGAUCAUUGGAAAUUACAUCCUAUAACCAGACUGGAGAAUCAGCAGAUGAUGAAGCGGCCAGUCUCAGCUGUGGGGUAUAAGAGACCAUUGAGCCAACACGCAAGAAUGUCCAUGAUGAUUCGUCCAGAGGCCCGAUAUAGGGCAGAAAACAUCGUGCUGUUAGAGCUGGACAUGCCCAGCCGGACCACCAGAGACUACGAGGGCCCUGCCAUUGCUCCCAAAGUUCAGGCUGCACUGGAUGCGGCUCUGCAGGAUGAAGAUGAGAUACAGGUGGACGCAUCAUCCUUUGAAAGCACUACAAAUAAGAAAUCCAAGGCCAGGCCUAAAAGCGGAAGGAAGUCGGGAUCCUCCUCCUCUUCCUCAGGAACCCCUGCAUCUCAGCUUUAUCCACAGUCUCGAGGGCUGGUUCCAAAGUAAAGCCAGUUCCUCCUCUCCCAGGGUGUAAAUAGCAUUUGCCUUCUGAGAGAAGAGACGAGCAAAAACCUGCAGAGAGGACUUCAAGCCCAAACUCAGAACCGUGCCCCUGGGGAGAAGCUAUGGCCUCUUUGCAGAUUAACCACCAUACUCUGGUUGAAGCGUGCUGUCCUAAUCUGGCACGCUGCGACUCUGGGAAAUGUCCUUUAAUUAGCAUCUCAGAAAUGCAUGGGUAAGGUAAAGUGUGCUAGUCGAAGUGGAAAGCAAGAGAAUGACCAGUGACCUUGCUUCCCUUCUCCCUUGGCUCCUCUUCUUCCUUCCCUCGCCCUCCCUCCCUCUCCACUCUCCUUUUCUAGCCUGUUCUUUGUGCCAGGCUCCUUUCUUGUUGAACAACGGGGCAGAAUCAGGAGUCACCUGAGCAGGACCCACUCUUCGGAGCCUCAGGAUAAAAUGACAGUGAAGUUGAAAAGUAAAAGCCCUAGAAUUGAAUAGGUGCUUGUUCCUGUCGGUAGAAUGAGAAUUCUCAUUUGGAUCCAAGCCCCCGAUAGGCUUGAUUGGCCUUUGGGAUCUGCUGAAUAAAGAAAUGUUUUCCAAGAAUGUUGGAAGCAGUAGAAACAACAUUCCCUUUGCCUCCUUAGAGAGUUCAGGGAAAUAGCUUCUUUAAAACCUUAAAACCAUGACCAUAAAGACGUAAAUCUGUAAGCUGAUGCCAUGUCCAUACACUGUGUCACUUUACUCUUCAUUUGUCACCAUCUUUUCCCUUGCAGACAUCCUCUGAGUGUCCCUGCCUAGGCCCAUCCUCUGCCCCCAAAGCAUGCUCAGUUGUGGGCCUGUUUUAUGAGAAAAGAGACUGGCUCUGCUUUCUUUGAUGGGACAAGAGUCAGGGGAAUGAGACAUACAGUGGCACUUUUGAAUUCCCCAUUUUGUUCCCUGUUUGAAUGAGGGUGAUUAGGCAGUGCAGAGACAGAGAUGUGGGACUUGGGGGCGGUGGGAGAGGAAGAUAUAAUGAAUGAGAGCAAAGGAGUCCUGUCUGCCUUCAGCAGAACACUCACCUGGGGUUAGAUCUGUGGCUCCCUGUGGGCAGAGCCAAACAUGGUGGCCAGAAGUGGCCGCACCAUUGAACAAGCUCAGAGGAGAGAGUUAGGAAUUCCCAUUUACAUACACUAGUUUGGUUCAUAAGUUUUAGUUCUUUGUAUUAUUGAAAUUCAGAGCUUCAUUUUAUGUUGGUCGUUAGGUGAAUGUUGCUCACUUUUCCUCCCCUAGAGAAACUCUUAAGUGUGUGGGUGUGCAAGCACAAUGGUGCCUGUGUUUUUUGAGUGUCUGUGUGUGUCUGGAAGAGAGAGACCAAGGACUUGCCCAGUGUUAGAAAUACACUAAUGUGCAGGUUUGCCUUUGUCUGUAUUAAAGGCCCACUGAAUGACUGAUCCAGGCUAGAAGUGCUCCCAUGUGAGUGUCUGAGUCCAUGAGCCAAGCCUGAGGGGACAGUACGAGUCCCUAGGUCUGCCAUACUGGCGCACCUUGCUGGCACGGUGCCUCAGGAAGGUGGCGACUCAGUUGGGCCUUGAGUUAUAGUUUAACUCCGCUGCUGAGUUCCCAGGGCACAUUUCUGGAUCAGAACCCAUGGGAUAGAGGGGGUACCAAGUGCAAUGUCUUAGCAUUCUACAAAUGGAGAUCUGGCAUCUGGCAGCUUAUCUCCUUUUUAGUUACCAUUCUUUCUGAAACCCAGAGCCCUUUUCAGCAAUUCCCAGAGCAUAAUGGAGCCUUCCCUCAUCUUUCUUGGGAUCAAACCCUGCUUCUUAUUUAUUAAGAACUUACCUGCUUGAACAGGAACCAAAUGAUGAGGUGGAUAGUCUGAAAUGAUUAUCUGCCAGUUACACCUGCCUCUUGCACCACAUUCCCUCAAAGCUAGUCUGAAUUCCAUAGGCUCAAAAUAUUCAUCUAGCAAAUCAGAACUGAACACUGCAGAUAACACCGUACCUUAAUACUGAUGUCUCAAGGUGGCUAUUCUGAGCAAGGGUGGUUGAGUGACCGUGGAACUUUUCUAAGGGCAGAAAGAGAAAGCCAAGUGGGCAGGCAGGGUUAUUAAAACAGGCUUGCCUUAUACACAGUUGUGUUCGUCCAGCAGUCCGUGAGAGCAGAUAAACAGCUGUGAGGAGGUGGAGCUGUCCCUCCCCAAGCAGUCUCUGGUGCUUUUCUUCUCUCAAAAUGGAUCCGAUAAAUAUUUGAGUAGAGCAGACAGGAGCAUGGCUUACUGCUACCAGAAAGCUGCUGCUUUGGGCUCUGAAUUGAGCCAAAUGUGUAGAGGACCGACCUGGUUUUCAUGUCUGUAGUCACGCUAGAAUGUUCCAAGCCAUCUGAGGGUCUUCACGCAGGAGCAGCCAGCAAAGUCUGGAAACAAGUCUGAACAGGCUCUAAGAAGAUCAGCUGGGAGAAGGAGUUUGAGACUGUGUGUGCAACCUUCAUCGAGCCCCUUUUUGCUCUGAUCAAUAAGAAUGUAUGUAUCUGGCUUCAUAUUCUAAAGUCACCUGUCUCCCAGAUCCCUGGAUUCAGACCCCAAGGCCACAAAUCCUAGGCAUGAAGCACUUUCUUAAGACUCUGACCUAAUGUUGGAUUGUUCCCCAUUGAAUGCCUGCAUGCUGCUUGAAUUGUACCACCCACACCUCCAUGACCAAGGGCGUCAGAGAGUUCUGCAGUUCAGGCCUAGGCCACUCUCUGCUUUUCCUGUCUGACUCUUGUAAGUCCUCCCUCACUGAAUGUAGAAUUGUUGCUAAGUUUUUGAGAAGUGUUGAUUCCCUGUUAACAUGGGGUAUCAGUUCUGCCUCACAUUUCCCACUUACAGUCGAGGCUCAUUGCAAACAACACCUUGGGCCAUCUCAACACCAUCCGUGGAUGAAAAUGGGGCUAUUAAUAUACACUCUAAAAGCCAUAAUCAAAAUGCUCAGAGGGAACUGGAUAAGGACAGUGGGCCUGGCUGUUGUCUACUGCGCAUGGUUUUGUCUGGUACUGUUUGGAAAUCUGCCACCUUCUCCCCACCCUUGUUAUUUUGAAUGAAAUGCUUUUGAGGUUAUUUAUGAAAGGAGUGAUCCUGGGGCAGGCAGGAGGCAGUGGGCUUUAUGGCUCUUUGGAGUUACUAUUGAGCUUGACCUUCUCUUUGGCUACUUUUAGACAAAGAAUAUGCCAAUACUUGGGGCUCUAAGUUUUACAAUUGAUAUUUAUUUGUAUCAUCUCUUUGUCUAGGAAUGUAAAAGUGAUUCUAAACUAAGAUGUGUAAUAAAAACCAAUCAGAUUUAUUGUACCUACAAAAAGGUGUCCUCAUAAAUGACUAACACUUUUGAAAAUGACAUGCCAGUGGCUGACAUGUGCCACUUUCUUUAAACAUUUAAACUUUUCUAGUGAAAGGAGGGUGGGAGUGGACAAUGAAGACUGAGUUGGGAUGCUGGCAUUAAAAUAAAAUAGCAAUAAGGUAAAGGGACAUAAAAUGAAGAAAGGGUGACAAGGGCUUUUCAUGUGUUUCUGUGGGGGUUCCUGAGAUAGGCCUGGGCAGCCGGCAGUGGCAUUUUUUUGAACUUUUGUGUUUUGGGUUCAAAAUUUCUUUAAGUUCAUUCCAUAUUAUACUUUAAGAUGUGUCCCUUUUUUUUUUUAACGAAAAAAUAUUUUAUGCUAUUUAUCAUCAGGUAAAAAAAGAAAUACCAGAAAUGGGCCACAGGUUGUUCUUGUGAUCUCUCAUAUGCUUCAGCCUAUUGGACAAUACUCCUGGAGAGUUGAGAAAAAGGGGCACAGACUCUAGCCUCUGAGCUGGGUUUGAGUUCUGAUUGUGUUUGCCUUCUAGCUAGGUGACUGUGAGGAAUUUAAUUUACCACUCUGAACUUUGGUGUCUUUGCUUAUAAAAUGAUGUAGUAAUCCCCACUUUGCAGGGCCAUCGUGAAGAUUAGCAAUGCAUUUAAAGAAACAGCCCACAAGUUUGUGGACUAUAGCAGUCAUUUAAAAAUGUGGUUAUUGUUGUAACAUGGCCCUGUGUUCAGAAGACACUAUGAAUAGUUUGUAUCCCAAGAAACUAGAAGCUGCCACUGGGCAUAUCAUGUUUAGAAAAUCCUAGGCCUUUACAGUAAAGCUGCUAACCAUUUAACAAAUACAUGUUAAGUUCCUACUAUAUGCCACACUGUUCUGGGCACUGGGUAUAGAGAUGUGAGCAAUAUUGUCUUGGUACCUGCCCACACGGAGCUUGCACUUUAAUGAGGAAGGAGGCAGGAUGUUAACAAAAUGCACACAAGUGUACAAUCACAAAUUAUGACAGGUACCAUGAAAUGGUAUCGUAGCAUUUUAUAGGAGACUAAUAGGGUCCUACUUGGGAUUGGUGGGUAAGUAAGGGAAUGGCUUUCUGAAGAAAUGGCAUUUACAGUGAGAUCUAAAGGAUGAGAGAUUUGGGGACCUGGCUGGCUCAGUUGGUAGAGCGUAUGACUCUUGAUCUCAGGGUUGUGAGUUCAGACCCCACUUUGGGUGUAGAACUCAUUAAAAAACAAAAAAAAAAGGGGGGGGGCUUAGUUGGUUAAACAUCAGCCUUUGGCUUGGGUUGUGAUCCUGGGGUCUUGGGAUCGAGCCCUACAUCAGGCUCUCACUCAGUGGGGAGUCUGUUUCUCCCCCUGCUUAUACUCUCUCUCUCUCAAAUAAAAUCUUUAAAAACUAAACAAAGAGUAUGAGAAAUUAGCUGGGCAAGAGAGGAGAGGGAAGGAGUCUGUGAAGGUCUUGAAGCAGAAUUUCACAGGAAGGCAUCUCUAGUCCUUUUACCCUCACUACAGGGAAGCAAGGAGAACUAUUCAGGAAAAAAUUAUAGCACAGGACUUAAAAACAAAACAAAACAACAACAACACCAAACCAACAAGUUUAAAGCGCAUGGAAAGGAUAGCAUCCUAUGUGACUUAGGCAAAGGAUUUUUAAUUGUGUUUCUUUAUAAGUCGCCUUCAAACUAUAUGUAAUGUUCGCAUAACCUCCUUUCUUUCAAAAAGAGUUAAAAACCAUAGCUUGGCUUAGCCUAAAUAAUUAUUAAUGUCGAAUAAUUCAAAAUCCAUUAGCCAGGGGAUCCCCAGGUGGCUCGGCGGUUUGGUGACUGCCUUCGGCCUGAGGCGUGAUCCCGGAGUCCCGGGAUCAAGUCCCACGUUGGGCUCCCUGCAUAGAGCCUGCUUCUCCCUCUGCCUGUGUCUCUGCCUCUUUCUCUCUCUGUCUCUCAUGAAUGAAUAAAUAAAAUCUUUAAAAAAAAAAUCCAUUAGCCAGAAAGCCAGAGUUCAAAAUGUGAUUUGAAAAAUUCUGAGUGUGUUCUUGAAAGUGACAGAAAUCCGGAUAGGCCAGAGGCUAACUCAUAAGGGAGGCAUAGGGCAGGGCGGCUGGGCAACUUGGAAACUCCUGUGACUCACCAAGUUGUCUUCUUAUCUGCUGGGUUCUUUAAAACAAAAGAGAUCCAAAAACUACACAAACCUUGUGUGGUUCAAUAAGAAAUAUGUUUGGUCUUUGUCCCUGAAGAGCUUCUACAACCCUUGGAAUUUGAGUGACAGAGGUGAUAGGAGGAUCUUUUGGUAUUCCCAACAAAGCCCUUUCAAUUCUGCCUGAACCUAUGCUACAGAAUGACUCUUGGUGGGUCCCUAGAUGGCUUCUGAAUGGGGGGGGCUGGUGGCCAGAGCAACAAAUCUUGGGAGUAGAGGGUUGGAAUUUUCAGCCCCACCUGCUGACCUCCUGGGAGGGGGGAGGAGCUGGAUUGAGUUAAUUACCAACAGGCAAUGAUUUAAUCAGUUGUGCCUAUGUAAUGAAGUCUCUGUAGAAGCCCCUAAAUGAUGGGGGUUCUAAGACCUUCCAGGCUGGUGCACACAUAGGGGUGCUGGGAGGAUGGCACAUCCGAAGACAGCUUGGAGGCUCCACACCCCUCCCCCAUACCCUGCACUGUGCGUCACUUCCCUUUGACUCUUGUUGAGUUGUAUCCUUUAUAAUAAAUUGAUAAUAGUAACUAAAACACUCUUCUGAGUUCUAUGAGCUGUUCUAGCAAUUCUUGAACUUGAGGAGUGGGUGGUAGGAACCCUUGAGUUAUAGCCAGUUUAUAGUUGGGUGGAAGUACAAGUGGCAACCUGGGACUUUGAGCUGGCAUCUGCAGUGGGACAAUCUCAUGGGACUGAGCCCUUUACUUGUGGAGUCUGUGCUGACUCUGGGUAGGGUCAGAAUUAUAGGACACCCAGCUGGUGUCUGGAGAAUCAAAGAUUUGGUUGUUGAGGGAAAAAACUAUAUAUUUGGUUGUCAGAGAGUUCUGAAUAAUAAGAGCAGUUGACCUUGGAAAUUGUAUUUUGAACUUCACGCUAAUGUCUUAAGUCUUGGGCGUAUGAUUUUGGCAAGCUUGCUUGUACUAGAGUUGUCCUCUGAAUUUUACCCUGAGAAUCUGGUCUCCAAGGGCCAUGUGGUAGUCACAUCUGUCAACUGGGUUGUCAGUAGCAUUUGUCAAGGACGUAACUGUAGCUCUUGCAGCUGCUUCUGUUUUGACCUCUGUUUCUAUCACCCGAAUUGUGGUUAACCAUCACCGGGUGCUUCAGUUAGGUGAGCCAACUGGGGACUUGCUUUUGGAGCCGGAUAAUGGGCAGAGAGAGGUUGCUCACCCACAUCUCUGGGGGCAGUGUAGCCCUCAGGAACUUGUUGAAUGCCUGUUUUGCACCAGGUGUCUUGCUCUGCGCUGGAGAUGGGGAGGAAUAGAAUGUUCUCAGGCUGAACUGUUCUUCGAGGAAACAAUUCAGAGUGAUUAGGACCUACAAGAUGCCGCCUCCUCUCCUCACGCUGCUCUCCCAGCCCUUUGCGGCUGGAGCCACACAGCACUCCUUUUGGUUCCUUGGUUAUGCUAACUGCUUUCAUGCCUUGGCACCUUCAUAUGUGCUGUGUCCUCUUUCUGGAAACUUCUCCCCACUCUUUGGUGGGCUACCUCCUACUCAUCCAUCAGGUACCAGUUUAAUGUAACCUCUUCUAAGAAACCUCCAAGCAUCCUUUCUGGUUCCCCCCACCCCUCCACCUGACUGUGGUAUCCUCUUGUCUUAUUUCCCUCUUAGCCCUUUUCCCAAUUUAUGAUUACAUAUAUAUAUUUGCUUUCCUCUCCCCUGCCAGACAGUAAGUUCUCUGAAGGUAUGUCCUGUAGUCUUCUCCAAGUUUGGCACUUACAUGAGUUGGAUGGUUAGAUGGGUGCUGACACCUAUAGCUAAGAACAGUGUUUUCUGGCAGAGGGAGGGGUGAGGUGCCACUCCAGGAAGGAGAGGUAGAGCAAGGCUUUGCAAGGGAGACAGCAUUUGAGCUGUGCUCUGUGAAAAGGGGGAUGGUUCUACCACCUGGGAAGCAGGGAGGAGCAUGCCAAACAAAGAGAACAGCAUGAAGGAACUCUUGGGGGCGUUCUGGUGAUUUGGGAACCAGAAAGUAAUGGGAAUGAGAAUAACUGGCUAGG